UAAUUUUGAAAGUUAUAAUAUUAAAAAAAUGAAUUUUCAAUACAAUAAUUAUUUAUUUCGGAUUUAUAUUUAAUUAUCUACAUCUUGCAACCUCUAAAUUGUUUGUUACCAGUCAGCUGAUCCGCUGAAUUAAUUUGGCAUUAGUUUCGCAAUAUGGCAUUACGGCUAUCUACCGUCUUUGGUAAAUUUGGAAUACCUUUCAAGAGGCAAUUUAGCACCGCCGUUGGUUUCUCAUAUGCCUAUAAGCCAUGGAAUCGAAACUAUCCCACACAAACGCCAACAAAUGUGCGUCAAUCACAUGAACCGAGUAAAAAGUGUGGAAAGUAUAAAAUUGUGAUGGUCCGUCAUGGAGAAUCGGAGUGGAACAAAAGCAAUCAGUUUUGUGGUUGGUAUGACAGUGCGCUUAGUGAAAAGGGCUUAGCAGAGGCAAAAGCUGCAGCAAAAGCUUUAAAAGAAGCGGGCUAUAAAUUUGAUAUAGCUCACACCUCGUUACUUUGUAGAGCUAUCAUCACACUAGACAUAAUAUUGAAAGAAAUUGGUCAAACAGAUAUACCCAUUUGUAAAACAUGGCGUCUGAAUGAGCGUCAUUAUGGUAAUCUCAUUGGGUUAAAUAAAGCCGAAACGGCUGCCAAAUAUGGCGAAAAGCAAGUACAAAUUUGGCGCAGAAGCUUUGCUACGCCUCCUCCGCCCAUGGAAAAGAAUCAUCCGUACUACGAUAAUAUUGUUAACGAUGAACGUUAUAAAGAUGGACCUAAAAAAGAGGAGUUUCCCAUGUUUGAAUCACUGAAAUUGACAAUAGAGCGCACGCUACCCUAUUGGAAUGAAACAAUAGUACCGCAAAUAAAGGAAGGCAAACUGAUUAUUAUUUCGGCACAUGGAAAUAGUCUGAGGGGCAUUGUUAAGCAUUUAGACAAUCUAUCCGAAGAUCAGAUAAUGGCACUUAAUUUACCCACUGGAAUACCGUUUAUUUAUGAAUUGGAUGAAUGCAUGAGACCAGUUGUGUCUAUGAAAUUUUUGGGCGACGAAGAAACUGUCCGAAAAGCAAUGGAAGCUGUUGCUGCGCAAGGAAAGGCCAAAUAGAUUCUGCGCGUUGAAAAUUACAUGCAUAUCAAAAAUAGUAACAUAAAUUAACUGAAAAAAGUUUGCCCAAGUCUAAAUCAAAUAAAAAAUAGCAAAAUUGAAA
Molecule: messenger RNA, 1183 nt
Organism: Bactrocera dorsalis (oriental fruit fly)
Lineage: Eukaryota; Metazoa; Arthropoda; Insecta; Diptera; Tephritidae
Product: phosphoglycerate mutase 2
Exons: 2
Coding region: 154-1080 (308 amino acids)
Biological process (GO): glycolytic process
Molecular function (GO): intramolecular phosphotransferase activity
Source: RefSeq, a predicted model, not a curated record